UUCUGGGGAUGCCAUUAAUUUGAGAUGUGAGAGCUAUGACCAGAAUUUGAGUGACAAUCUAGAAAAGUAAAAAAAGAAGAAUCCCAGUUCCAGUCAUUUUCUAAGAACAGAAGAAAAUGACCAAGGCCCAGGGCGCAGUGGCCUCAACGGCAGCCUUCUGGUAUAUGCAAGAAGAGGUUCCCAUUUCUCUGUUUCAUGAAUCAUUAUUAUUUGAAGAUGUAGCUGUGGAGUUCACCCGGGAGGAGUGGAGGCUACUAGACCCUGCUCAGAAGGACCUGUACCAGAAUGUGAUGCUAGAAAACUAUAGCAACCUGCUGUCCGUGGGGUAUCAAAGUCCCAAACCAAUUCAAAUCUUCAGGUUGAAGCAAAGAGACAAACCAUGGUUAGAAAAGGAAAAUAUCCACGGUCAGAACUUUCCAGUUGGAGAAAUUGGUGAUCAUAUGCAGUGGUCUUUGGAAAUCCAAAACAAGCGUAAAAAUAUGGAAAGAGGCCGUGAACACAGUUCAUCGGGAAAUGUGUUUCAUCUGCGCAGAAAUCUUGUUACUUUAAGGCAAAGCCAUGAUAAGUUUGAUGUACUGAACUCUAAUUUAGAUUUAGUUAACCAGAAUAAAAGCUGUGUAGCGAAGAAUCCUGACAAGUUUAAUAAAUAUGAGAAAUCGUUUCUUCGUACUAAGCAUGAAAAACGUUACACUGGAGUUAAAUGCAAUAAAUAUGGAAACACCAUCUGCACCAAUUCGAAACUUAGUAUACAUCAAACUGAAAAACGAAAGAAACAUGAGUGUAUUGAAUGUGGUAAAACCUUCAUCAAAAAGUCUCAACUCACUGUACAUCAGAGAACUCAUACAGGAGAGAAACCAUAUAAAUGCCUUAAAUGUGGUAAAGCCUUCUGUAGGAAAGCAGAGCUCAAUAUACAUAUGCAAGUGGAAAGAGGAAUAAAACCCCAUGCAUGUAGUGAGUGUGGGAAAACCUUCUCCAGGAAAUCUCAGCUCCUUGUACAUCAGAAAACUCAUACGGGAGAGAAACCCUAUACAUGCAGUGAAUGUGGAAGAGGCUUCAUCCAGAAGGGUAAUUUUCUUAUACAUCAGCGAAUUCAUACUGGAGAGAAGCCCUAUGGAUGCAAGGAAUGUGGUAAAGCCUUCAGUCAUAAGCCAUGUCUCGUUGCACAUCAGGUAUUUCACACUGGAAAUCCUCCCUAUGUAUGCAGUGAAUGUGGAAGAGCUUACUUUCAAAAGUCGAGUCUCAUUAGACAUCAAAGAGGUCAUACAGAAGAGAAACGCUUUAAAUGCAACGUAUGUGGGAAAGGCUACUCCACGAAGUCAAUACUCAGUAGACAUCAGAGAGUUCAUACAGGAGAGAAACCCCAUGGAUGCAGCAAUUGUGGGAAAGCCUUCUGCCACAAGUCCUCCCUCACUAAACAUAAGAAAACUCAUAUGAAAGAGAAAUAUGUGGAUUCAGUCAAGAUGGAGAAUGAUUUUCUUGGGAACCACGGCUCAUUAUGCACCACAGAACCCGUACAGGAGAAAAACUCUGUUGAAACAAUGACAGUGCAAGGGCCUUCUGUGGCCAUGCAGACAUCAUUAAAUAUCAGUGGGUUCCUAGCCCAAGGGAAUGUAGUCCUUGUGGGACAGCCUGUUGCCAGAUGUGUACCCUCAGGUAAUAACAGAGAAUUUGUACAGGAGAGAAACCUCAUGAAUGCAGUAAAUGUGGUAGUGCCUUCAGUUACCAAUUAUGUCUUAUUUUAUGUCACAGGAAAUGUGUAGGGAAGAUUUGGUACGUUCAGUGUGGAAAAGCUUGUAGAUCAAAGUUUUAGCUUUUUAUAUAGUUGAAAACUUUCACUGAGAGAAUGCUAAUGAAUGUAGUGAUAAUGGGAAGAUACACCUCAUUAAGUAUCAAUGGCUCUAAUUAGGUUGAAUUGUAACGAGCUUGACUUCAAAAUCAUCAAUAAAUUCACAUCAGAAACAAAUUUUAGGAAGGCAGUUGUAUCAAGUCCCUAAGACCACCCUCACAUUUGAUUAUUCUCUAAAAGCAGUCACUAAACUCAUAAAAGCUGCUAUACUUACUGUUACAGUUUAUGACAGUGAAGAGUUACAAAUUAAAAUUAGCAAAUGUAAAAGGUGCAUGAGGCAGACUUUAGGAGAAACCAGGUGCAUCCAGUUGUACUCCCAGUGGAGUUGUAUGGACAGUGUUUAAUUCUUCCAGCAAUGACCUGACAACACAUAUGGCAUAGUGCCAACCAGAGAAACUCACCUGAGCCUUAGUGCCAGGGGGUGGGAGGGGCAG
Orcinus orca (killer whale) is the source of this 2280-nucleotide messenger RNA. RefSeq names its product zinc finger protein 350. The coding region runs from base 117 to 1760 and encodes 547 amino acids. Gene Ontology annotation, molecular function: RNA polymerase II cis-regulatory region sequence-specific DNA binding; DNA-binding transcription factor activity, RNA polymerase II-specific. The transcript has 5 exons. The record is from RefSeq and is a predicted model, not a curated record. Gene Ontology annotation, biological process: regulation of transcription by RNA polymerase II. Lineage: Eukaryota; Metazoa; Chordata; Mammalia; Artiodactyla; Delphinidae.